CUCAGAAGCAGAAGCUACUCACUGUAAAGCUCAUUAUACUGAACUUUUCAAGAAGACUCGCAACUACCGGAUACCCUCGAGAAGAGGAAAGGACCAGUUUUGAUAGUCUUAAAAGUUUUUUUUUCUUGUUUGUCUGCGUCUUUUUUUCUCUAAACAAGCUAACCGGAACAAAGGACUCACCGCUUCAAAAAGGCUACUUUGUAACUUGGGAAGACAGCCUUUUUUAAAACAACAACCAAAACUUUUAUUUUCCUGCUACACACGUUUUAUGUAUUUGGAUUUAUUACUUCUAUCCCGCCGUCCUACUAUGGUCAUAAUGGAGGUCCCCACCAUCGACUGUGCGUCCCUCCGUGGUUUGUUGGAGGGCGACGUUCCGGGCUGCCUGCUGCUGGACUGCCGCUCCUUCCUGUCCUUCAAUUCGUCCCACAUAUCGGGCUCCACCAACGUGCGCUUCAGCACCAUAGUGCGCCGGAGAGCCAGGGGGGGUCUAGGACUUGAGCACAUCGUCCCCAACGAGGACACCAGGAACAGGCUCCUGUCUGGAGAGUACCAGUCCGUGGUGCUGCUUGACGACCGCAGUUUGGACUUAAGUCAGGCGAAGAAAGACGGGACCUUGAUGCUUGCUGUUACGGCACUGUGUCGCGACCCAUGUGGAGCCAGUGUUUUUAUUCUCAAAGGUGGAUUUGAUACAUUUUCCACAGAGUAUCCAGAGAUGUGCACCAAACCCUGCCCACCACAAGGGCUCAGCUUGCCCCUGAGCUCCAGCCGUCCUGAGAGUGCAGACCCAAGCUGCAGUCCAUGCAAUACUCCUUUAUAUGAUCAGGGGGGUCCUGUGGAGAUCCUGCCUUUCCUGUACCUUGGCAGUGCUUACCAUGCCUCCAGAAAAGACAUGCUGGACAUGCUGGGGAUCACUGCCUUAAUCAACGUCUCUGCCAACUGCCCCAACCACUUUGAGGACUCCUUCCUCUACAAGAGCAUCCCCGUUGAGGACAACCACAAAGCCGAUAUCAGCUCCUGGUUCAACGAGGCAAUCGAGUUUAUCGACUCAGUCAGAAACAAAGGAGGCCGCGUAUUUGUGCACUGUCAAGCAGGCAUCUCCCGCUCCGCCACCAUUUGUCUCGCUUACCUCAUGCGGACCAACCGCGUGAAGCUGGACGAGGCCUUCGAGUUCGUCAAACAGCGCCGCAGCAUCAUCUCCCCCAACUUCAGCUUCAUGGGUCAGCUCCUCCAGUUCGAGUCCCAGGUCCUGGCCUCGUCCACGUGCUCCUCGGAGGCGGGCAGCCCGGCCAUCGGCAACAGCAGCACCGUCUUCAACUUCCCCGUUUCCAUCCCCGUGCACACCUCGGCUGGUCAGCUCUCAUUCCUCCACAGUCCCAUCACCACUUCUCCCAGCUGCUGAGAAAGAGUGUGGGCGACACAGACUUUGUUUGGACUUGAACUGCACCUCACGAGUGACUCUACACCAGAGCACUACGCAAACCACAAUCCUGAUUAUGAUCCAUGACAGAGUGGGAGCUGUUGUUAUGGGGUCAGUACAUCUGACUCUGAUAUGCCGGCCACAUCUCUAUAGGUCAGCCUCAUCAUUUCAAGGGGAGAUUUGAUAACUACCAAUAGACAGUAUUGAUGUUUAACCUCCUUAAUGUGAAAGUCAUCCACAGUUUUAAUCCUAGGUGACUUAGGAAAUGGCUGAAAAGGUAGUUGAGGUUAUUCCUUUAGAGGAAAUUAGAAGUAUCUGAAUAUUCUUGAUUCAAAGGACAGCUUUUUUUUCUUUUCUUUUUUUUGAAGGCAACUGCUUUUGAUAAUCACAAUCAUUUUUUUUAACUAAACAAAAGCGAGAGGGCUAACAGUUGUCUCAGGAAUGUUGAUAUAUCCUCUCAAAUGUCCAGUUUGCUUUCUGUACUGGUUAAAGAAAGUAAUCACAAACCUGUUGUGCCAAGUGGCAUGGAAGUUAAUCCCUCAUUUGACGAACAAUGAAUGUAUUACCCCUCCUUUCAGUGUAGAUGUGGCAGAAAUCUUCAUGUUCAGUUUGAGAGCUUAGCCGGGUUGCCAAUUCAAAACGCAAAAACGCCUCUGCCUUUCAAGACAUCAUGAAACCUUGACGAUCCUGACACAUUGGGGAAACCAACUUUAAAUACCUCAUGUUUCUGUACUGUGUACCGCGGCGCUGAGGCGGACAGAACCCCAAGAAACGACUAAAAUGGGGCCAUGUAGUCGUCAGUGACUGCACUCUGACAUAUUUAUUGAACUAAAGUAAUAUAUUUCUUUAUCAUAUCUAUUUUUGCAUAUGUUUGUUUAAAUGUUGUUUUUAUACCGUUGAAUAAAUCUCAUUUGACUUUUGUA
Lates calcarifer (barramundi perch) is the source of this 2340-nucleotide messenger RNA. It is a transcript of the gene dusp1, whose product is annotated as dual specificity phosphatase 1. Lineage: Eukaryota; Metazoa; Chordata; Actinopteri; Centropomidae. Gene Ontology annotation, cellular component: nucleus; cytoplasm. Bases 269 to 1399 code for a protein of 376 amino acids. The record is from RefSeq and is a predicted model, not a curated record. The transcript is spliced from 4 exons. Gene Ontology annotation, molecular function: protein tyrosine/threonine phosphatase activity; MAP kinase tyrosine/serine/threonine phosphatase activity. Gene Ontology annotation, biological process: endoderm formation; negative regulation of p38MAPK cascade; protein dephosphorylation.